Canis lupus familiaris (dog) is the source of this 2176-nucleotide messenger RNA. RefSeq names its product bone morphogenetic protein 5 (gene BMP5). NCBI's taxonomy places the organism in Eukaryota, Metazoa, Chordata, Mammalia, Carnivora, Canidae. The transcript has 7 exons. The record is from RefSeq and is a predicted model, not a curated record. Gene Ontology annotation, biological process: SMAD protein signal transduction. The coding region runs from base 732 to 2096 and encodes 454 amino acids. Gene Ontology annotation, cellular component: extracellular region. Gene Ontology annotation, molecular function: growth factor activity; cytokine activity.
AGAUCUCCCUUGAAGAGGGCUGGUAUAUUUGUGCCUGCUGGAGGUGGAAUUAACAGUUAGAAGGAGAAAGGGAUUGAAUGGACUUACAGGAAGGUUUUCAAGUAAAUUCAGGGAAACACAUUUACUUGAAUAGUACAACCUUGAGUCUUAUUUUACACUAAGACGACACAAAAGAUGGUAAAGUUAUCACCAAGCUGCCGGACAAAUAUAUAUUCCAACACCAAGGUGCAGACCAGCAUAGAUCUGUGAUUCAGAAAUCAGGAUUUGUCUUGGAAAGAGCUCAAGGGUUGAGAAGAACUCAAGAGCAAGUGAAGAUAACUCUGGGAACUACAGUUUAUCAGAAGAUCAACUUUCGUUGAUUCAAAUACCAAAGGCCUGAUUAUCAUAAAUCCAUAUAGGAAUGCAUAGGUCAUCUGAUCAAAUAAUAUUAGCCGUCUUCUGCUACAUCAAUGCAGCAAAAACUCUUAACAACUGUGGAUAAUUGGAAAUCCAAGUUUCAGCUUUCUUUGAAAUAACUACUCUUGACAUAUUCCAAAAUAUUUAAAAUAGGACAGGAAAAUCAGUGAGAAUGUUAUGUUCAGAAAUGUCACUGUCAUGAAGAAUAGGUAAAUUUGUUUUUUCAGCUCCUGGGAAAGCGUACCUCCUAGGAACUUAGAUUUUUUUUUUUUUUUUUUUUUUUUUUUAAGAGGACAAGAAGGACUAAAAAUAUCAACUUUUGCUUUUGGACAAAAAUGCAUCUGACUGUAUUUCUACUUAGGAGUAUUGUGGGUUUCCUCUGGAGCUGCUGGGUUCUAGUGGGUUAUGCAAAAGGAGGUUUGGGAGACAAUCAUGUUCACUCCAGUUUUAUUUAUAGAAGACUACGGAACCAUGAAAGACGGGAAAUACAGAGAGAAAUUCUCUCUAUCUUGGGUUUGCCUCAUAGACCCAGACCAUUUUCACCUGGAAAACAAGCUUCCUCUGCACCUCUCUUUAUGCUGGACCUAUACAAUGCUAUGGCCAAUGAAGAAAAUCCCGAAGAGUCGGAAUACUCAGUGAGGGCAUCCCUGGCAGGAGAGACCAGAGGAACAAGAAAAGGAUAUCCAGCCUCUCCCAAUGGGUACCCUCGUCGCAUACAGUUAUCUCGAACGACUCCUCUGACCACCCAGAGCCCACCUCUAGCCAGCCUACAUGAUACCAACUUUCUGAAUGAUGCUGACAUGGUCAUGAGCUUUGUCAAUUUAGUUGAAAGAGACAAGGAUUUUUCUCACCAGCGAAGGCAUUACAAAGAAUUCCGAUUUGAUCUGACUCAAAUUCCUCAUGGGGAAGCAGUGACAGCUGCUGAAUUCCGGAUAUACAAGGACCAGAGCAAUAGUCGAUUUGAAAAUGAAACGAUUAAGAUUAGCAUAUAUCAGAUCAUCAAGGAAUACACAAAUAGGGAUGCAGAUCUGUUCCUGUUAGACACAAGGAAGGCCCAAGCUUUAGAUGUGGGUUGGCUUGUCUUUGAUAUCACUGUGACCAGCAAUCAUUGGGUAAUUAAUCCACAGAAUAAUUUGGGUUUACAACUCUGUGCAGAAACGGGAGAUGGACGCAGUAUCAAUGUAAAAUCCGCUGGUCUUGUGGGAAGACAUGGGCCUCAGUCAAAACAACCAUUCAUGGUGGCCUUCUUCAAGGCAAGUGAGGUACUUCUUCGAUCUGUGAGAGCAGCUAACAAAAGGAAAAAUCAAAACCGCAAUAAAUCCAGCUCUCAUCAGGACUCCUCCAGAAUGUCCAGUGUUGGAGAUUAUAAUACGAGUGAACAAAAACAAGCCUGUAAGAAGCAUGAGCUCUAUGUGAGUUUCCGGGAUCUGGGAUGGCAGGACUGGAUUAUAGCACCAGAAGGAUAUGCUGCAUUUUAUUGUGAUGGAGAAUGUUCUUUUCCACUCAAUGCUCACAUGAAUGCCACCAACCAUGCCAUAGUUCAGACUCUGGUACAUCUGAUGUUUCCUGACCACGUACCAAAGCCUUGUUGUGCUCCAACCAAAUUAAAUGCCAUCUCUGUGCUGUACUUUGAUGACAGCUCCAAUGUCAUUCUGAAAAAAUACAGAAAUAUGGUAGUGCGCUCAUGUGGCUGCCACUAAUAUUAAAUAAUAAUGGUAAUAAGAAAAAUAUCUGUAUUAAGGUUUACAAUUAUAAUAAAAAGUAUGCUUUCAGACAAGAA